Molecule: messenger RNA, 2799 nt
Organism: Parascedosporium putredinis
Lineage: Eukaryota; Fungi; Ascomycota; Sordariomycetes; Microascales; Microascaceae
Source: the annotation of a GenBank genome assembly
AUGUUCCCCGUCAGCAGUAGUGGAGGUGAAGGCUCCGCUCACCACUUUUUUGCCGCCAUACGGGCACGUCUCCCCGGCGUGUCCACCCUCCUCAACAACCUCCUCGCCUCCAGCGCCGCGCCCCUCGCCCACUUCCUCGAGAGCUCCCUCCCCAUGCGCCUACUGCAGACCUUUUUCGCCAAGUGGCAAAACAUCGACAUCCCCACCUGGACCGUCGCCAUCGCCAUCCUCGGCACCGUCCCCACCACCCUCGUCCGCCUGCGCGCCGUCGUCUACAACAUCUACUGGUGGAUCGCCAAGUACUUCGUCUCCUCCAUCUCCGUCGCCGGCAACGACCAGCUCAACAAGGACGUCAUCAACUGGGUCGCCCACAACGUCCUCCCGCGCCGCUCCAUCCGCAUGCUCAACGCCCGCACCGAGGUCAUCCAGACCGACUACUGGAAGCCCAGCGUCACCGAGCGCAACGACAUCCGCCACGACAACCGCGUGCCCGUCCACUGCCAGCCCGAGAUCAAGUUUGGCGCCCCGGAGAGCGCUAUCCCCAUCGAGCUGUCCGCCGCGCCCGAGGGCCACGAGCCCCUCGUCCUCAUGUGCCUCGGCCGCUCCGUCAAGCCCCUCAAGAAGUUUUGGAGACGUGCCGCGACUUCGCCGAGGAGCAGCGCCGCGAGUACGUCACCGUGCGCGCGUCGCAAAAGCACCUACACCGGCGAGAUGUGCUGGGGCUCCGUGGCCCUACGCCCGGUUCGGCAGAUGGAGACGGUCCACUUUGACGAAAAGAUCAAGAGCUGGCUCGUCCGAGACAUCGCCCACUACCUGGAGCCCUCCACCCGGGAAUACUACGUCAAGCGGGGCAUCCCCUACCGCCGCGGCUACCUCCUCCACGUUCAUCAACUUACCCCCAAGUGCAUCAUCCUCCUCGAGGACAUCGACACCGUCGGCGUCCAGCGCCGCGGCCUCGGCGACGACAGCGACGCCAGCGACUCGGACGAUUCCCGCGGCGGCGGCGGGCGAAACAAGUUCAACUACUCCUACCACGGGCCCGGCUGCUCCCUCGCUGGCCUGCUCAACGUCCUCGACGGCGUCGCGUCCCAGGAAGGCCGCAUCGUGCUCAUGACGUCCAAUUUCGCCCAGAAGCUCGAUAGGGCCCUCGUCCGCCCGGGCCGCAUCGACCAGAUGAUUUACCUCGGGUACAUUUCGCGCGCGAGCGCCGUCAAGAUGUUUCUCCGCAUGUACUCCGUCUCCUGCCCUAAAGUCAGCGGUAGUGGUGCAGAUGCCGCCGCGGCGACGACGAACGACAAGGUGGACGCCGAGACCCUCGAGAAGCUCGCGGGGUUCCUACUCGGGUACAAGGAAGAGCCGCGCGCGGCCGUGGCCGGCAUCGUGGACUGGGUCGCGGCCGAGCUGAAGCUCAUGGAGGAGGCGGAGCGGUAUGAGCAGGAGCGCGAGAACCGGAGGAAGAAGCGGGAGGCUGCGAGGAGGCGCAGGAGGCUACGUCGCUAUGAUGACUCCUCGGACGAUGAAGCGUCGUCCUCGGCUCGGAGCGUCAGAGCCCGGAGCGCUACACAUUCUAGGUCUGGUCGUAAGCCUGAGCGGGUAGACAAGGGAGCGGAGCCGGAGUCGGGCAGGGAUCUUGAAAAGGAGGCCGAGAAACCAAACGGCGAGGUCAAUGGGAGCAAUGGACUGGAAAACGGCAAAAGUCCCGGGAGCGACUUUGAGAAAUCAGAUUUUUACUUGGCAACUGCCUUGACCAGGCCCCAGGUGAACUGGAAGCUGGAACCAAGCUUCCCAGAUAGCCUCGACUUCUUAUCCGAGCGCGACCUAAAGCGCUAUCGCACGCAAAGACGCCUCGUAGGCCCCAUCUACCACAUUUCCAACCUGAAGCGCUUCGAAGCAGCCGUCGACGAAGUCCUCGGCAAGAGCAUCGCGCAGCUCAAUACCCUCAAGGGAUCCCCGGUCGAUCUCAAGGAGUGGAUGCACAUCAUCACCGUCGAGUGUCUCGGCGCCGUGGUCCUAUCGUGGUCCCCCGGCCUGCUGAAGCAAAAGUCUGACGGGGGCUCCGGUCCGCAUAGCUACCUCGGAUGGAGGAAGAAGAGCGUCUUCGGCCUCUUCCCGCUGAUCGUGUGUCUCGAGUGCGUAUGGAAGUCGGCGGGGCGAUUCUUUGCUGUGAGCUGGGAUAUCACGUAUCAAGCACCCAGGAAUUUCAAACCUUUCUUCACGGGUGUUCAUCGGCAAACGAAAAACGGCUGGCCCGGAUUGCCAACGGAAUACCUUAAGAGAAUGACGGUGACCAACUUUGGCGCGGGCCACGAGACAAUGACGUCUACCCUCACCUCCGUCAUGUCCAUGGUCUGCUCCCGCCCCGAUGUUCUCGGCCACGUCGUUGAUGAGAUUGAACAGACUUCCGACGCAGCUCGAUACGAAGGAUUCAAAGCCAGCUUGAGCUAUACGCAAGCAUGCAUCAAGGAGGCCCAGCGGCUGUUCCCCGUCAUCGGCAUGUCCCUGCCACGCCAGACACCUGCCGCGGGGUUCCGUGCUCACGGAUACUAUUUCCCCCAGGCACCACGGUGGGCUAGGGACAACAUCCGCGAGAUGGACAAGUUUAACCUGACCUGGGGCGGUGGUUCCCGAACGUGUCCCGGACGGCAGCUCGCAGAGCUGGUGGUGCCCAAGAUUAUCGUUUCGCUGCUCAAGGAGUUUAACGUCGAGGUCGAUGUUCCUCCUGAGGAAACGAUGCCGGUAUACUUUAUGGCGAUGAUGAGUGGGGUCAAAGCUCGAUUCCUCACCAAAGAUGCUGGUUGA